AUUAAAAAAAAAUUUUUUUUAACGAUAUCUAUGAUAACCUCCAUGGUUACCAUGGCGAUAGUUGCAAACAAACAGAAGUUUACGUUGACACGUGGUUUGGUCGUUUAUAAAUUUUAUUUAUGCAUUAGACGAAUUAGCAAUGGAUAAUGGCUAUGGAAAUGUCAGUUGGUGGGGAUUUAGUCCUGCUUUAGAUUUUCAAGAAAUUUAUGAAAUUCAAAAAUUAAACAAAGAUACAUUAAAUAUUUUAAUUGUUGGUGCUGGUGAUCCUCGACACGUAUUAAAAUCUAUAUCACAAUGUCAUCAACAUAAAAAGAAAAAUCUUCAGUUCUUCAUAAUUGACAACUGCAUUGAGAUUUAUGCACGUUACAUGAUUUUAUUGAAAUUAGCCAUGGAAUCAACUACUAAAAUAAGUUUGCAAGAAAGAACAGAAUUGUUUCUUGAAAUAUUUGGAAAUUCAUUAAUACGAAGAAGCACUUUUAAUUACAUUAUUAAUACUGCUGAUCAUUUUGUAAGAUUAGUGACUGAUUUUUCAGAACUGGAAAAGGAAAUGCCAUUUAUAAAUUUAAAUGCAUUAAAGUAUAAAGAGAUUGAUGGUUUAGAAGCUGUAUUUAAAUUAUGGAGAAAUCCCAAACCUGAAGCUUUUAAUAUUGCAAACUGCUGGGAUUUUCGUUUGCGACAAUAUCUUGGCACACGUUAUGAUUCUAAACAAGGUGUAUUUGAUUGGGAUUUUAAUAUGCAAUUGAAAGAUAGAAGGGUAAGAUAUUAUUAUUAUUUAUUUUUUUAAAUAACAAAUAGACAGACUGGGUGGCUGAGGGAGUUAUGGCUUUGGCCAACCACUCUUGGGGACCAGAAUCAAACCUGAAUGGAUCAAACAAUCCCUGGAAUUUUUUGGGUAUGGUCCAUAUAUAGAGACACUCUCUCAUCACUUGGCUGCCUCAUUGUUGGCCUGGCAGAAACCAGUGGACCUGAAAAAAGCCCUCUUGGUGCCUACAAGGCAGAAAGAGUUUAAAAAAACAAUAAGAAAUAAAGAACUCCAUAAAUUUAUAAAAUGUAUUAAUAUAUUUUUCAAAAUGAAACAGAAAAGUAUACUCUGAUUUAUCUUAAAUAUUCUCCAUUAGCAUUCUAUUUUAUAACUUCAUUCAGUUAAGUAUACAGUGGAUGAUCAGUUAACGAACAGUUCAGAUAACAAACAAAUCAGAUAACAAACACUUUCACGAAAGAUUUUUAUGAUCGGACAAUGAACACUUUACUGAACAAACAUAAAAAGAAGCAAUGGAAAGUAACAAAUACCGAUUGAUUUUCCCUUGUCUUUGGGUAACAAUUCGAAACCUUUCAGAGCACGGGAGACGUCAGAUGUCAACAUCAAUGCUCAACGUAAUACUGAUCGGAUAGUAUAAUAUUCCUCCGAAUUUUGAAAUUCUUCCUUGUAAUUCCAGCUUUUUGUUUACCUUUCUGACAAAUAAUUUUUUAUAGUAUUCACGAGACUGUCGGAUGGGCACUUAUUAAGUUUUGCAUUGGGUUUAUUUACGAAAUGGGAAAGUUUAACUGCCCAUCAGAUAUUCGUUAACAUUUUAAUACCAAAUUUCGAAUGUCAU
Centruroides sculpturatus (bark scorpion) is the source of this 1595-nucleotide messenger RNA. Its product is annotated as dynein assembly factor 3, axonemal-like. The transcript is spliced from 8 exons. Bases 140 to 784 code for a protein of 214 amino acids. The record is from RefSeq and is a predicted model, not a curated record. Gene Ontology annotation, biological process: motile cilium assembly; axonemal dynein complex assembly. NCBI's taxonomy places the organism in Eukaryota, Metazoa, Arthropoda, Arachnida, Scorpiones, Buthidae.